Molecule: messenger RNA, 4068 nt
Organism: Stereum hirsutum FP-91666 SS1
Lineage: Eukaryota; Fungi; Basidiomycota; Agaricomycetes; Russulales; Stereaceae
Exons: 18
Coding region: 1-4068 (1355 amino acids)
Source: RefSeq, a predicted model, not a curated record
AUGCCUUCCAAGUGGGACCAGAAAUCUAUGAGCACAAACAAGGCGCUUCGGGCCGAGUUUGAAUCUGCGACCAUGACUUCGCCGUACAAUCGUAGACCGUAUAUGACUACCUUGAAACAGCUCCCAUGGAAGACGAACGCGGUCACAUCCCUUGGAUCUCUCUUUAAUUGGUUUAACAAUGGUCAACCGCAGCCCGGAACCAUGUUGCAGGACCCCGGGCCUUCACCUCGCAAGGCGAGUAUCAUUCUCUUGAUGCUUACCAUGACCCUGAUAGCAGUUCAAGAUGAUUGCAGUCGUGGCUACAGUCCCGUCCUCCAGUAUACCAUCCCUUUCGACCUUCCUGCUGGCGUUCUUCAGCGCACCAGUAAUGAGCUGCUAGUAUGGACAGCACUAGGCCUGAGCACCACUAUCCCCACUACCCUCCGUCAUGUUGUUCAAAAUCUGUCAACGAUCACGUUUAACCAAUUGGUGCGCGUUUUCAUGGAGCAUCAGCUGUUCGAUGUCAUGGUGUACGCCAUCCAUGGUCGACGUGAUGGGCCAUCGAGUUUUCCGGAUAUUCCGUGGCUGCGUGCACUUUCGCAUGAACCAGGUUUGGCCUUGCUCUAUAAACGCUUUUUGGACGACUGGCCUAAACACCUUGACCUCACGUUCUCAAAGCAACCGGUGCGCUCAGCCCUGAGCAGUACCCAAAUCAUUUCACAUCAGCAAACGAACAGCAACGGCCUCUUGUUCUCGCUUUCUAACGAGAUACGCCUUCUUGCGAACUGUGUCGCACUCGAGCCAGGGGCCUCUCGCUCAAGCGCCAUCAUAAACCUCCAACUGGCUGCCUUUGCGAUGUCACUUUUGUCACACACAUCUAUCUCCUCUCCGCUUCCAAGGGGACAACAGUACGCUGAGCAUAUCAAGCAACGAUACAAUGCCAACAAUUUGACCCUCGACGAUGAUUCCAUCCCGCAGAAUUGUUUCAAGGAUAACAGCAUGUACAUGCCCCUUGCCCUGGCGUUAAGUAUCUCUCCUAUCUUCUUGUUGUCCGACGCGUCAACCUCGUAUAAGAGCAAGGCUGCGCUUCCACACAUAUUUGCGCUUGGUGCUGCGCUCGGAAAUAUGGAUAAACCGCGGCUUAUUCUCGACAUGGAGGACCGUAUCUGGAGUGCUGUUAUCCAGAUCCUCUUUGGAUCAAGUCCCGAAGCUCAGCUCGACGACCUGCGCAUAUUCUGGUGCACACCCGAAUCCAUACGACAAAGAGGAGAAGAUGAACAUACUUUACGCGCAUGGUUCUCUCCACUCUCUUCGGAGCUAGGCUCCAACAAUGAUCACGUUCCAGCGGGACGCAACUCGGAAUCGGCUGUAAAACAGCCUCAAACCGCACCUGACGACCCGGUCCCAUAUCCUGCAGGCCCAGCGAAAGACACGGGCGAACUCAAAGCGCCUUCCACGGCAUGCUUUGGAAGCGACAAUGCCCCUGUUCUACCCUCUGGACCUCGGAUAACUGGCUAUAAUUCUGUCGAGAUCUUGGCCUUCUCUCCACCAUCUCCGGGAUCAGUGCAACCAAGUGCUGACACAGCACAUGAGGAACAAUCAACAGACGCAACUCCCUUAUCAAAGAUGCAUCAACCGGUCAAGUUUGACAAAGGGGACGCAGAUGCAGAGGAACAAACCGUCCAUCCACGGAGCGAGGCGGACCAAGGGCGUGAUGCUAUGCAGGAGGUGGCAGUGCCAUUGGUUCACUUUGAACAACCUAGAGGACAAGGCCAGGCGGACAAAAACUGUGUACUCUCGGGUGACGUCCCCAGUAACGACAAUGCCCAACCCCCUGAUGAUACCUGCGACGAUUAUGCACAGCUCGGCGUUCGCCUGGACUUGAUGUAUGUGGACGAACAUGGAGCUGAAGACGCUAUUAUGCAACACGCGCUACCUUCUACCACGUCUGGGCCGAGUAAUUCAGGAAAGCACCAGAAUAAUAGACGUAGGAAGAGGUUGCACACCGGUAUCGCCGAAAGUCAUGGUAACGUACGCGAGGUAAACACCCUCUCCGACCUGGAUGAUCGCCUCGAGAACGCGCUCCCUGUCUGGGACAGUGGUGUGGAUGAUCCAUCCAGGAAGUUACAUACCUUUGUGUCCACGAAAGCCUCGGACUUCGCACUUUACUCGGAUAUUGUCGCUGCACAGUUCAACGGUGACAUGGCCACUUGUCGGCCGGAGUUUGCUGGAGAAAGCCCCAAGCCUCUUCACCUACACACUAGCGCCUCCUCCGAGACGUACAGAUACGGAGAUAUUAGCCAGUCCUCCAUAUACAGGGUGCACCAUGAACAAUUUCGUUCCAUGAUUAAGAAUGAGCCGAAGAUCAUCCAAGCUAUCUUUGCUGAACGUCAUAUCUUGGUAUAUGGCUGCAAAACCGAUUACGAAUGGUCUUGGUGCAGUCGUUCACUGCAGCGUCUUGGACUCUUAAAACGUCCCAUCAAGGUGCAAGAUAUGGAGUUUCGCGAAUUGAACGACCAAGACGACGAGUUUGCCACGGAAGAUAAAUGGACACUCGCCGAUAUCCUCGCUACCGCACCAAGCACAGAUGCCGCCGACCCGCCCGCCACAUUGCUACAUAAGCGAUUGGACGCGUUCAAUAUUCCCAGAGGCCGCUCGGAGCUCGAGCACAUUUUGGGUUGGAGGACGCUGGCUCACGACAUUGAUACGAUGGAGUUUUAUGACGCCAAGUGGUCUGACGGGCACGACUACAAGCCUACUAGUCACCUUUCGCGGGCCACUGUGUGCUCAGCAGGCGUCAUCUCCCGGAUCGGUAUCCACUCCGAAGGACUCGCAUCGGCCAUCUACGUACUUGACGGAGAGAAGUACGUAGUCGUAGCCGAACCACUCCCUCAGUUUGCCUCAGCCCUCGCUCUGGACAGAGUGUCUGCAUUCUCUCAGUUUAAGGAUCAUGCCCUUGAUAGACGCUUCCGGUGGGAAGGAGCCAUGCUCACGAAAGGAACCAUUCUGUUCAUGCGCCCGUGCACACUUCACUGUGGAAUCACGUUGAGCCCCACAAUCACAUACGAGAGAAAUUUCUACUCCUCGACCACGUUGGAUAGGAGCGUCUUUGGCGCAAUCCAUUCGCUUGUCGGCAAUUUAUGCAUCGUCAAGAAUACAUCGGGAGCAGCCCUUCACUGCCUAAUCAGCUUUAUGGAUCAAUUUUUGGAUCAGUCUUCCGAUAGCGGAUCUGAGUAUAUGUCAUGUCCCAAGGAUGAUGAGUUCUAUAUCAUGCUCGGCGCGGUUGCGGUCUUCGCCUACAGCCUUCGUGCUGACACGUAUCAAGAUCAACGCGGAAACUUCUACUCACUUCCUGCCGCCCGUGAUGCGGAAGGUCGUCUAUCACGCGGCGAAAGGAGAUGCAUUCAGAUCGCUCGCAUGGCAUUCAUUCGGUACAUACUUAUGAAUGUAGCCGCCAAAAGAUCGUCCUUUGCAGGAGCCAACAACGAGGGUUCUGUAGUUCUGGAGGACGGAGGAGUUGAGGGCCUACAACGACCGGUCUACAACUCAAGGUUGGCACCGCAGUGGGUCCCGGAGUGUUAUAGGGUGGUGUUCUGCGCACUAGCGCACUUUGCCUGUGCGGUCGUGACUGCUCAUAUCAGGAUAGGCAGGAGUACUAGCUCAAAGCAGAUUCCUAGCGAGUACCUCAUCGAGUGUCUCGCCGAUGACUUUCAUGAUUUUCUUGGGGAACGGGCGUACGACCAUAUUAGGAUGCAGCUCCACCAUAUUACGCGUGUCAUGUGCCAGACUGACGGAGAUGAUGGAAAACAUGACCUCGACGACCUCGACGAGGACCAGGACCUCGACCUUCGCUGUUUCGCACUCGCCGGCAUCCAACACACGCCCUCGUCUGAGGACUUAGAUACAUGGGAUCCGCCUCCAUUCGAGGAGCAAUACGAUAAGGCGGCGGAAGACGAUAUCGGGAAACUUUCCCUGUUCUUGGAUGAACGAGAGGGGCACCAGAUGGACUCGCGAUGCGCUUUCGACAGCUUACGUAGAGGUGUAUGGUCCUCUGUAAAAGAGAGCCACAUAAGCCUCCCGAAGAGUUAG